AUGUCUGGUUUCUUAUUUGUAUUAGCCAUUGACUAUGGCAUGAAACAAACGAUUAAAGAUCAUGAAUCAGGAAUCAGAUGGAAAUUUACCACCAAACUAGAGGACCUUGAUUUUGCUGACCACCUAGCACUACUGUUUUCCAAAUUCCAACGCAUACAACUGAAAACAGAUAAACUUCAAGAGAAUGCCAACAAAAUGGGACUUAAGAUUAACACCUAUAAUACAAAAGUAAUGUGUAUGAACACCACAAAUAACAACCCUGUGAAGUUAAAUGAGAAAGAACCAGGGGAUAUCGAUACCAUCACUUAA
Mytilus trossulus (common blue mussel) is the source of this 309-nucleotide messenger RNA. RefSeq lists its product as uncharacterized. The transcript has a single exon. The record is from RefSeq and is a predicted model, not a curated record. Bases 1 to 309 code for a protein of 102 amino acids. Lineage: Eukaryota; Metazoa; Mollusca; Bivalvia; Mytilida; Mytilidae.